UUAAAAGGGGAGGGGAGAUGAGACGGCAACACAUAAGCGAUACUUCAAUUGGAGCACUGCCACAUACCCUCUUCUGCAUGCUCAUCUCUAAUCUGAUGCAGCCACGCUUCUGCUUCUUCCUCUCUCUCCCCUUCCCCUCCUGAUCUCUCCUUCCUCUUAUAUAUCCCUCCCCCUCCUCUCCCUCCAUUUCCGUCCUCUCCAUUUCGAUCUAUCUCCCCUUCAUCAUGAGCAGCGUCUGUGCUGACCAGCACAAGUUCCAUCCCUUCUCCCCUAAGAAGUCCCUCCUCGACAUCCCUCCCCGCAAGCUCCUCACUCGCCGUUCCGCCGCCGCCGCCGCCGCCAUCCACGACCCCGACAUGUUCCCCGACUCCCCCUGCUUUUCCUCUUCCGACGAGGCUUUCCUUCGCAAGUUUCUCCCCCGCAACAACCUCAACGCCGACUCCGACUCCGACGACUCUGAUCUCUAUUCCUCUGAUCACUUCCGCAUGUACGAGUUCAAGGUACGCCGAUGCACCCGCAGCCGCAGCCAUGACUGGACCGACUGCCCCUUCGCUCACCCCGGUGAGAAAGCUCGCCGCCGAGACCCCCGCCGGUAUCACUACUCCGGUACUGUCUGCCCCGAGUAUCGCCGCGGGGGGUGCAGCCGCGGUGAUGGCUGCGAGUUCGCGCACGGCGUCUUCGAGUGUUGGCUUCACCCUGCAAGGUACCGAACUGAGGCUUGUAAAGAUGGCAAGAAUUGCAAGCGAAAGGUGUGCUUCUUCGCUCACACUCCUCGCCAGCUGAGAAUUUUGCCUGUUAAUUCUCACUCCCAUAGUUCUUCGUCGGCCGACCAUCACGCUUCGUGCAAGAAUCAUAACAAAUUCAUGAACCCCGCCUCGGGAUCCAAGAAUUGCUGCUUGUUUUGCCAUCACUGCUCUGCUGGUUCCACUUCCUCUCCGACGUCCACGUUGUUUGGGAUGUCUCACAUGUCGCCGCCACUUUCACCGUCGUCGUCCCCUGUUUCACCUCCUCUUUCUCCGGUGAAACUCAGGUCAACCGCGAACGGACUGUCGCCAAUCUCUCGAUACUGUGACAGACUCCCAGGAUGCGAGACGUCUAGUAGGUUGGUGAAUAAUCAGGGGGUGGUGAGCUACAAAGAAGCUCUCACAGAAUUAAUGAGCUCCUUGGAGGGUCUGAAUUUCAUGGAAGCUAAUGCUUCGCCUGUUUCUGCCACGAAAUCCCAAAACCUGCCUUGGCUCGACAUGUCUUCAAUUAACUGUGAAGACCAGCAGCAGCAGUUCAUUCUUUCACCCGCCACUUCUUUUAGCUGCGAAGAUCAGCAGCAACAGUUCAUUCUUUCGCCAUCCGCUCACACCCCAACAACAACCUCUGUUUCUUCAAGCUUCUCCAAUGGGAAGUUAUAUGCGAACAGCACGUUCCUCAGCAGUGAGAACAGGGUUGUUUCAAACGAUAACGGGUCCGUUUGCUCAGCCCCGGAUCUCGGAUGGGUCAACGAUCUGCUGAUGUAGAAGACGACGAAACUGGUGAUGAUGACGAUGGAAAGUGUAAAUACAAUCGAGCGACAUUAAAUGUCUGGCGCAUUGUUAUUGUUAUUGUUUUUAAGUUCAUUUCUUUGUCUGAAUUCGCAGCUAAGUUUGUGACUAUAUUAUAUAUAUAUAUAUAUAUUCCUGUGAUUUAAUUUACGCAUUUAGAUUUGAAUGUCUUGUGCAGAGGGGAAGCUGAUUCAUGGAGUAAAAAUGAGCCAUGAUUUUGUUUUCUUCCAUCUCCUUGCUUUGCUAGUGGUAUUACGUGUCAAGCCCAACCUUAAUAAAAGCCUAUAUUUAU
Prosopis cineraria is the source of this 1824-nucleotide messenger RNA. Its product is annotated as zinc finger CCCH domain-containing protein 2. The record is from RefSeq and is a predicted model, not a curated record. Gene Ontology annotation, molecular function: metal ion binding. Bases 225 to 1508 code for a protein of 427 amino acids. The transcript has a single exon. Lineage: Eukaryota; Viridiplantae; Streptophyta; Magnoliopsida; Fabales; Fabaceae.